Molecule: messenger RNA, 1497 nt
Organism: Anopheles maculipalpis
Lineage: Eukaryota; Metazoa; Arthropoda; Insecta; Diptera; Culicidae
Exons: 4
Coding region: 1-1497 (498 amino acids)
Source: RefSeq, a predicted model, not a curated record
AUGUUGUUAGGUGAUCAGAAAAUGGUUCGUACUGCUAGCUGGUUAACGCUAGUGGGUGUGAUUUUAUUGGAAGUAUCAGUCGGCCGUUGUGUAGAGAUCGGAUUAGACGAGGACUUAACGAUAUCGGCUGACGGUAUAUUGAAUGCGCAGCUGAUGCCGAUUACCUACUUGAUGAUGGAUGGUGCGUGUGUGGUGGACGGCUGUGAGCAGGAUAAGGGUGCCGAAAGUCGUACAGAAUCGGACCUGACAGAGGAGUUGCCAUUGAACGAGCUUGUUAACGAUGCAAGCUACAGUAGUGCACUUUCCACACUGGAAUUUCAUCGCACCAUGAUCAAUCUGUAUCGCUGCAAGGGUUUCCUUGCCAAGCGCAUCAUCAACGUGUAUCCGUCGCAAUCGCAGCUAUUCAAGCGGAUGAGCUCGGCGAUGACUAACAGCAGCAGUGCUUCCCCGUUAGUGAUGAACGGACCGCAGGAUCCUACGGACGGUAUGCUGUACGAUCCUGGCUCGUCUGGAUACAAAGAGUGGCUCACCAAGACCUCAACACUGGACGACAUUUACGAAAACUUCCUCUCCACACGCAAGCUGGUGAAUGAUACGCUGAAUCGCAACCAUCUUCAUCACGCCACCAUACAUCGGGUGUCCGAAUCGUUUCAUCCCACUUCGAACCCACGACUAGCGCAGGAAGAGUACUUCGACGAAGGUAUCAUCACCGGGUACGCUAUGCAGCCGGAGCAAAUCGGCACCCUCCAGGGUGGUGCCUCCGCCAGCUACGAUCGUUACGGUGGUCAGUACGGUGGAGGUGGUGGCACACACGAUCUCCAACUAAGACAGUCCAAGUACCAGCGGGGUCUGCUGCAAGGCGAAGAAGCGGAUGGUUACGAAGCGUCUCGUGGCGAUUACGGUUACCACCAUCACCAUCACCACGCAGCACCGGUAGUUGAGUACGAAGAAAAAUCGAUCGACAAGAGUUUGAUCGGUUUGAAGGAUCUGUUCGAUAUAGCGCUAACAACGCUCGCGUACCUAUCGUUCGGGAUGUUCAUACUGCAGGUGAUCAUGUGCAUCACGAUGACGAAAAGUGAUUCGAGCAUGAUGAUACUGCCGACCACCUCGGAGGUCGAGGUGGAAGAGGAAGAGGGACGCCGAUUUGCCCGUGCCCUGCACGUCGAAGGGUCGGGUAGGGCGCGUGAACUGAACCAGUUGGCAAUGUAUGUGGUCGAUUCGAUCGAUACCAUCGCCAAGGGUGGACCGGAACGGCGGCGGGAUCUCUGCCUGCAGGCGUGUCUGUGCAAAGCGAACCGAUUUUCCCGCACGCUUACCAGCAUCCAUGGAUAUUGGAUCAGCGUUUGGAGCUUCGGCGUAUCCUGGCUAGCACGGUACAAGCAGCGGUCGAGUAACAUAUCUUCUUUCGCGUUAAAGUGCAUGAGUGCGGCUCUGAUAGGGCUUGGGAAUGGAAAGUGUACCGAACUGUAUCCUUGUGGUGGUGGGCAACCAGUCUGA